Molecule: messenger RNA, 1146 nt
Organism: Aspergillus clavatus NRRL 1
Lineage: Eukaryota; Fungi; Ascomycota; Eurotiomycetes; Eurotiales; Aspergillaceae
Product: putative SIR2 family histone deacetylase
Exons: 1
Coding region: 1-1146 (381 amino acids)
Molecular function (GO): NAD+ binding
Source: RefSeq, a predicted model, not a curated record
AUGACGAAGCCCUCCAUCCGCAUACCGUUUACUGGCCCACUGCCUCCACCCAUAAUCGUACCUCCGUCUGCAAGCAACCUCUCAGGAGCGAUCAAUGCCCUCUAUUCAUUCUUCACGGCCCCUCCGUCUCUGUAUCUUCGCGGAGUGGAUGUUGGUAGACACUCGCAGACCGUUCUCUUGACCGGUGCCGGUAUCUCGGUGGCAUCAGGGCUCUCGGACUAUCGAGGGGAAAAUGGCACCUACGUCACAAAUAAAACUUACAGACCGAUCUAUUUCCACGAGUUUUUGACACGGCAUGAGUCUCGUAAGAGAUAUUGGGCCCGGAGCUUUGUUGGGUGGCCCGGACUCGCGAAAGCAAAACCGAAUACAACACACUGGGCCGUUCGAGAUCUCAGUGCUAAAGGCUUCGUCAGCACUGUUGUGACGCAGAACGUCGACUCUUUCCACUCGGUUGCGCACCCCGAGUUACCAACAAUCGAACUGCAUGGGUACCUGAGGUCUGUUGUUUGCACCAGUUGUCGGAACGAAUUCUCCCGCGCCGAGUUUCAGAGCUCACUUGAGAAACUAAAUCCCGCCUGGGCGGAAUUCCUGGCUCGCAUGGUCGAGACAGGGGCGCUUGACACAGAUAAUCCUGAAAAGCGGCGGCGGGAAGGGCUUAAACUGAACCCCGAUGGUGACGUGGACCUGGCCGAGGCACCCUACUCCACGUUCAGGUAUCCGUCUUGCCCUACAUGUCUGGAAAGCCCUCCGAGACUCCAGGAUGGCACACAUGCCCGAGUUGAAGUUGAGAGGGACGGAGCAUGGCUUCCUUCUUCGACUGCCGGUAUACUAAAACCUGCAGUCAUUAUGUUUGGCGAGAAUAUCGAUCGUGAGGUGAAAAUGGCUGCGGAGGAGGCGAUUGAUGACGCUGGGCGGCUACUGAUUCUUGGAAGCAGUCUUGCUACAUAUUCAGCAUGGCGGCUAGUAGAACGAGCACAUAAAAGAGGCAUGCCCAUAGCCAUCAUCAAUUUGGGAGGCGUCAGAAACGAGUCAGUCCUUUUCGGUGCCGGGACUGAUACUUCACUGCCUCAUGUUCGGUGCAAUUUUUCAUCAGAGGCCAUUCUACCUCCUGUCGUGGCCCAGCUUCCCAGAUUCAAUGAGGGAUGA